GUCCCUGUUUGAACCUUCACGCUCCCUUGCGCUCAUGUCAGUGUCCGUCUCCAGCGUCCCCGCAAUGUUGAAGGAGAAAAGCCACCAAGCCGAGAUGCUGAAGGGCAGUCCCGUCCGGGGAUUCUUCCCCAGCCCCUAUCCCUACAUGGACUUCUUCCCCCGGACACACACCCUCCUCCACCCGCUCAAGUCGCUCGGUCGACUGGUGUCGGACGCCCGGGCGUCGCUUCCCCUCGGGUUUCACGGAGGCGCGGCUCCGUUCCUCGGUCACAACGCGUCGGGCUUGCCGUACACUAGCCAGAUGUUUCCCGGACACGUGCUGCACCCCAGGCCGGAGGAGCUGGCCGCGGUGGUGACGGAGCACGCCGCAGGGCCGCUGUCGUCGGACUUCAGCAACCCGCCCAGCGUCCCGUCUCCAUCCGCCAAGUCCUCCAACAACACACCGCCCAAGGAGAGCUUGUUUCGGCCGAGCACCGUCGACAUGUCUCCGGAGAAAAGGGUCACAUCCUUUAACUUCAGCGAGGAGGACUUGUUCAUGGUGCUUUAUGGUUACUCUGGGGGCCAGGAGAGCAGCGGGGGCCACGCUAUAUCAGGACUGACGUUGCAGGAAAGCUUAGUUUCUAAUCCCUCCAUUUCCCUACUGGACAAAGACGCCCUUGAGCUCCCAGAGGGACUGAUUGUCCUCCAGGCUGCUUGGGGACACACUUACCACUGUGGAGUUUUCACAGAUAAGGUCAGCAUUCCCAAAGGCUCGCGAUUCGGACCUUUCCAAGGAAAACUUGUGAACACCAGUGAGAUAAAAACAUAUGACGACAACACUCUAAUGUGGGAGGUGUUUGAGAACGGUCGGCUGAGUCACUUUGUGGACGGCAGAGGCGCGUCUGGAAACUGGAUGUCUUUGGUGAAGUGCGCUCGGUUUCCUGAGGAGCAGAACCUGAUCGCGGUGCAGGUCCAGGGUCAGAUCUUCUACGAGGCCUGCAAGGAGGUCACACCAGGCCAGGAGCUCCUGGUGUGGUACGGAGACUGUUACACACAGUUUCUUGGGAUCCCACUCACACUGAAGGACCCCAGAGAGGAGAACAACAACAACAACAACAGUGUUUCUCCAACUGAAGAUUCAGGCGAGGGCUUCAAGUGCGACAGAUGUGGGAAGGUGUUCGCAUAUAAAUAUUACAGAGACAAGCACCUGAAAUACACACGCUGCGUCGACCAGGGGGACAGGAAGUUUCCCUGUCACCUAUGCAACCGAUCCUUCGAGAAGAGGGAUAGGCUGAGGAUCCACAUCCUGCAUGUGCACGAAAAACACAGACCUCACAAGUGCUCCGUGUGUGGGAAGAGUUUCUCCCAGUCCUCCAGUCUUAACAAACAUAUGCGGGUCCACUCUGGAGAGCGACCAUACAAGUGUGUCUACUGCAACAAGGCCUUUACUGCCUCCAGUAUCUUGCGCACGCACAUUCGCCAGCAUUCCGGAGAGAGGCCCUUUAAAUGCAAGCAUUGCGGGAAGGCCUUCGCCUCCCACGCCGCCCACGAUAGCCACGUUCGCCGGACCCACGCCAGGGACAAGCCGUUCCAGUGCGAGCUGUGCGGGGCUGCUUUUCAGGAGGAGCAGGAGCUGAAAUACCACAAGACGAUCCACAAAAAGAGGCAAAUCGACACUCUCACUGUUUCUUCUUCUUCUUCGGAAAUUGGACUGGAAGACCACUCCGGGCUCCCAGCGAAGGAAAUCCAAAAAGCACAGAAGAAACCAGCAGGGCAAAGAUUUCCAAAUUAUACCGGGUUAACAGUUUUAAACUCUGAUUAUAGGCCCUGGAACUAGACAACCAAGAAAAAGAGGGGAAAUGGAUGGCUAUUGUACAGCCGUAUUUAAAUCCAAACACAAUUAUUUAAAUGGUAUGGCAUCUAUUUAUGUAAUGUAUAAAUGUUAUUAUGUGGCUUAAAGCUAUCACUCUACAAUAGCCUGGUUUAGUCUCGCUAGGUGUUAUUAUUAUUAU
Molecule: messenger RNA, 1991 nt
Organism: Poecilia latipinna (sailfin molly)
Lineage: Eukaryota; Metazoa; Chordata; Actinopteri; Cyprinodontiformes; Poeciliidae
Gene: prdm14
Product: PR domain containing 14
Exons: 8
Coding region: 35-1816 (593 amino acids)
Biological process (GO): regulation of transcription by RNA polymerase II
Cellular component (GO): nucleus
Molecular function (GO): RNA polymerase II transcription regulatory region sequence-specific DNA binding; protein binding
Source: RefSeq, a predicted model, not a curated record